Messenger RNA from Dreissena polymorpha, 1326 nucleotides. Its product is annotated as zinc phosphodiesterase ELAC protein 2-like. NCBI's taxonomy places the organism in Eukaryota, Metazoa, Mollusca, Bivalvia, Myida, Dreissenidae. Gene Ontology annotation, biological process: mitochondrial tRNA 3'-end processing. The record is from RefSeq and is a predicted model, not a curated record. Bases 239 to 1237 code for a protein of 332 amino acids. The transcript has 5 exons. Gene Ontology annotation, molecular function: 3'-tRNA processing endoribonuclease activity. Gene Ontology annotation, cellular component: mitochondrion.
UGAGGAGAAGGAUGAUACAGAUGAGGACGAUGAUGAGGAUGAUGGUGAUGAUGCAGAUGAGGAUGUAUAUGCAUAUGGCGUUGAUGAUGAGGAUGAUUAUCAUCUUGCUUACAAUUAUAGUAACUUUUUGUAGGAAUUUCAAAUAUUUUAAAGAAUGGUUCACAAAUCUUGUCAUAUUUAUUUGCAACAUAAAUUUAUAAUGGUUAGUAUUAUUUUUUAUUUUAUUUUAUACAAGUAGAUGGUUUUAAACAAGUGCAAACAGAUACAUGAGAGUCUUUUCUGCAGGUUCAUCCCCCACAGUGUUUUACUCACUACAAAACACACUGCACGGGAAGGCUUGUUACAACAAGUCAAGACAAGGCUUUGCUUGACUGAUCUACAGCUAUGCCAGGUAUUGCACACAAAGUCAUCUGCGGGACUUGUUAUGCAACACAAUGAUGGCUGGAAGUUGGUUAACUCCGGAGAUACCAUGCCAUGUGAGACUCUGGUGAAGGCAGGCAGGAAUUGUGAUAUAUUGAUCCAUGAAGCCACAUUUAACGAUGUCGAAAUUGACCAUGCUUUGAAAAAGCAUCAUUGUGUAACCAGUGAGGCAAUACUAGUUGGCAAAAAGAUGGCUGCCAAGUACACUCUGCUCACCCAUUUUUCGCAGAAAAUGCCCAACAUACCAAAAUUCACUGCCUUGUUCACAGAAAACGUUGGCUUUGCAUUCGAUCUUAUGACGAUAAAGCCCAAUCAAUUACAUCUUCUAUACCACAUGAAGCCAUUCUAUGAGAGCCUGUAUGGAGCACACAUUGAAGCAGCGGACACGAAAAAGAAGUAUUUGAAAGUGAAGCAAACUGAACCCGCUGAUGGCUCUAAAGAAAGUCUGGCAGAGGGCGUGGCAGCUACAGUUGAAGACUUGGAGGAAGUGCUGAAGAAAAGACUGGCAAUGAUUAAGAGCUGGACAUGUGUAGAUGGGGAGGAUACAGGCAGAAGUGUCAAGGGUGUGGGUGCAGAAUCGGAUGAAAAGAAGGUUGCAAAGGUUGACAAGAAUUUGGAACAAGUGUGUGAGAGUUCUAAAGAGUUUAAAGACUUGAACCUUGGUGCUGGUGAAGAACAUGGGAAAAAUGGUGAUUGUUCUGUUGAUAGUUAUAAGAUUAGUGAAGAUUCUUUGAUUCAGAACACGAAGGUAGAUCAGACUGAGAAAAGAAAACAUGGUGAAUUGCAAAAAGAUGUAAAACGUUCUAAGGUUGAAUGAUAAUAUUUUUUAUGAAAAUUCGGUUAAUGAAUUGAACAUAAAAAAUGAAAACAAUUUUCUGUUGAUAAGUUAAAUAAAUGUAUUCGAUA